This is a messenger RNA of Fimicolochytrium jonesii, 3562 nucleotides long. Its product is annotated as amoeboid myosin I-like protein. NCBI's taxonomy places the organism in Eukaryota, Fungi, Chytridiomycota, Chytridiomycetes, Spizellomycetales, Powellomycetaceae. Bases 118 to 3327 code for a protein of 1069 amino acids. Gene Ontology annotation, cellular component: cytoplasm; microvillus; actin cytoskeleton. Gene Ontology annotation, molecular function: microfilament motor activity; actin filament binding; ATP binding. The transcript has 23 exons. Gene Ontology annotation, biological process: vesicle transport along actin filament; actin filament organization. The record is from RefSeq and is a predicted model, not a curated record.
UCUCGGAUCCGCUUCUUGCAACAACUUGACCCACUCACUAUACCUGGCCCAUCUGCAACACACAUCUCAGAAACCCUCCUUUCAACUCCGCAGCCUCAGGUCAGAGUACACUGAGCCAUGUCCUUCCAGUGGAGCUCAAAAAAUCAGGCCCAGAAUGGCGUCGAGGAUAUGACGCUUCUGUCGAAAGUGACUGAUGAUCAGAUCACAGAGAAUCUGAAGAAACGGAUUCAGGCAGACUUGAUGUUUACAUACAUAGGACCGACACUUGUUGCAGUCAACCCGUAUAAGAAGCUGCCGUACUUUACCGAGAAGGAAAUAGAUAUAUACCAUGGCUCUGCGGCCUAUGAGCACCCUCCGCACGUCUAUGCGGUCGCGGAUAAGAUGUUUCAGAGCAUGAUUACCGAUGAGGAGAAUCAGUGUGUCAUUAUUAGUGGCGAGAGUGGAGCAGGAAAAACGGAAUCCGCCAAAUUGAUCAUGAACUACAUCGCGGCCGUGUCGGGUGGAGGCGGAGCGAACAACACGAUUGUUGACGAAGUGAAGCGGAUCAUUCUGGGAUCCAAUCCAUUGCUGGAGUCGUUUGGAAACGCCAAAACGUUGCGGAACAACAAUUCUAGUCGAUUCGGCAAAUAUUUCGAGAUCAAGUUUGGGAAGAGCGGGGCGCCUGGUGGAGGCAAGAUAUCCAAUUUCUUGCUGGAAAAGUCUCGCGUUGUAGGACCGGGUGUUGGAGAGCGAAACUUUCACAUCUUCUACCAAAUGACAAAAGGAGCCAACGCUCAGGAGAAGGAGCAGCUGGGAAUGAUGGACCCGCAGUAUUUCCACUACCUCAACUCCAGCGGCGAAUACCACGCGGACGGGAUCAACGACGUCGAGGAAUUUGCCGACAUGAAGAAAUCGAUUGAUAUUUGUCAGAUUAGCGAAGCGGACAAAGCAUCGAUAUUCCAGAUCGUCGCUGGGAUCCUGCAUCUGGGCAACGUGUCCUUUAUAGAAGAAGGCAACAACGCGAAAGUAGCGGACCCGCAGACGCUGGCGUUCCCGGCGUACCUGUUUGGGAUAUCGGAAGAGAUGCUGGAUAACAAGCUCACGAGUAGGAUUAUGACGACGGGAGGGUUUGGGAAACGGAGCUCGUCAUACAAUGUGCCGAUGAACGUGCAGCAGGCACAGGGCACGAGGGACGCGUUAUCAAAAGCGCUCUACACGCGUCUAUUCGAUUGGAUCGUCCAAGCCGUCAACAACGCGAUGGCCAGCCUCGCCGCCGGACUCCGGGAAACAGCCCAACUCUCCCUAGGAGUCCUCGACAUCUUCGGCUUUGAGAUCUUCGAACGCAACGGGUUCGAGCAGUUCUGCAUCAACUACGUCAACGAGCGGCUGCAGCAGAUCUUCAUCGAACUCACGCUCAAAUCCGAGCAGGAGGAGUAUCAGCGCGAGGGCAUCCAGUGGACACCCAUCGAGUACUUCAACAACAAGGUCGUCGUCGAUCUGAUCGAGAGCAAGAGACCACCAGGGAUCAUGGCUGUUUUGGACGAUAUCUGCUUCACGAUGCACGCGGUGGCCGACGGCGCUGACCAGACUUUCGUGCAGAAGCUCGAUAUGGCGUGCUCGCAGAACAAACAUUACCAAGGGCAUCAGUCCCAGUUUGUCAUUCAGCAUUACGCCGGUGCGGUUACAUACAGCUGCGACGGCUUCGUCGAAGCCAACAAAGACACCCUCUUCAAGGACCUCGUCUCCCUCAUGCAGUCCACCACCAGCCCCUUCAUCCGCGCCCUCUUCCCCGAAGAAAUCGACGACAGCGACCGGAAACGCCCCACAACCGUCUCCCACAAGAUAAAAGGCCAAUCGCAGGAAUUGGUCGAAACGUUGAUGAGAUGCACCCCGUCGUAUGUGAGAUGUAUCAAACCGAAUGAGACGAAACGCGCCAAGGACUGGGAUGCGAAACGGGUGGAGCAUCAGGUGCGGUAUUUGAAUUUGAAGGAGAAUAUUAGGGUUAGGAGGGCGGGGUAUGCCUAUCGGAAUACGUUUGAGAAGUUUUUGAGGAGAUUCGCAAUCCUCACAAAAGAAACUUUCCCUCACUGGCCCGGCCCCACUUCCGACGGCAUCAAACACAUCAUGUCCUCCGUCCACAUGGAACCCACCGAAUGGCAACUAGGCCGCACAAAAAUCUUCAUUAAGUCUCCCGAAUCCCUCUUCCUCCUCGAAGAGCAGCGCGACCGCAAGUACCACACGUACGCGAAAGUCAUCCAGCGCGCGUAUCGCCGGUGGAAGAGCCGCAAGUACUUUUUGGAGCUGAGGAAGAAGGCCGCGGAUGUCAUGUGCGGGAGGAAGGAGAGGAAACGGUUUAGUUUGAAUCGAGAGUUUUUGGGGGAUUAUUUGGGGUUUUUGGAUAAUCCGAUUUUGAAGAAUCUUGUUGGCAAAAACACAAAAGUAGUCUUUGCAGACCGCGUCACCAAAUACGACCGCAAAUUCAAGCCCGUCACGCGGGAACUCCUUCUCACCGAAUCCGCACUUGUCAUUGUCGGAACCGAAAAGGAGAAGAGUGGACCCAACAAGGGCCGGCUGGUGAAAGUCAUCAAGCAGCAGAUUCCGUUUAGUGAGAUUCAGGGUGUUUCGAUGUCAACGAAACCGGAUGAUCUGUUUGUGGUGCAUGUGCCGGGGCAGUUUGAUUUGGUGUUGGAGAAUAUGUUUAAGACGGAGUUUGUUACUGUUCUCAGCGAGAAAUACCAACUCGCAACCCACCGCACCCUCCCCCUAACCUUCACCGACACCAUCAAGUACACCGUCAAGAAAACCACCUGGCAGUCCGGCGGCACCCAGGAGAUCCGGUUCGUCAGCGACCCGGCGCACAAGGUGGCGUUUGUCAAGAACAACGGGAAGGUCACGGAGGUGCGGAUCAACCCGGGGUUGCCGAUGGAUUCGCGGCCUGGGCAGGUUGCGUCUUCAUCUGGGCCCCGGGUCGCAAACGUCGCGGCGGGAUAUGGCAGGGCUCCAUCCGCGGCGGCUGCAACGUCGUAUGGGGGGGCACCGGCAGGAGGCGGCGGAGGUGUGCAAGCAGCGGCGAGCAGGUUUGGAGGCGGCGGAUUUGCGUUGCCGCAGGUUGGGGGUGGGUCGCCUGCUGCAGCGAGGAAGAAGCUUCCGCCGCCGCCGCCGCCGAAGAAGGCUGCGUUGCCGACUUGUCGGGCACUUUAUGAUUAUGAGGCUUCGGAGGCUGACGAACUAUCAUUCAAAGCCAACGACGUAAUAUCCAUCAUAAAUCAAGACGACGCAGGGUGGUGGCAGGGAGAAGUCAAUGGACGGAAAGGGCUGUUUCCUGCUAACUACACUGAACCCAUGUAAGACUCCAGGACAUCACGCAGGAUGCAACGUGACUUGUCCUAUCCCGAAGGAUGUUUUCAUACCGUCCCCACCCCCCCCCCCCCACCCCCCUCUUCCCGCUUCUCCCACCUUGCGCGUAAAAGACCACACCCUCCCCCAGACUCUCAUCUUUCCGCUGCUUCAUACACUUUACAUGGACGUUGACACGGGUCCCUUGCAAAUGACUCAAAUACACUGGAUCUGGAUAGAUACAAAA